AUGGACUGGGAAAUCAUCUGGCAUUACCUUAAUAACAAUAAUAUGGAAAGCAUCAGUCCAAUAAACAAUGAUAAUUUAACAAAUACCAAAUUUGAGUUAUACACCAAUAAUCUAAUUACAAUGGAAACCCUUAGUAUUAGGUACCCUGGAAUCUUUACAAGUAAUAAAUGUCCAAUUGAAGGUUGUCAAGAGAAUGAAGACCUGGUACCCUUUAUGGAAAAUAAAAAUUAUGAGAAAGGAAAAGAAGUAAGGAAAGAACCAGAUGAAUUUGUAAAGAUUAUAAAAGAUAUCUUUAAAAACAUGUUGAUCCCACAUUAG
Messenger RNA from Entrophospora sp. SA101, 318 nucleotides. Lineage: Eukaryota; Fungi; Glomeromycota; Glomeromycetes; Entrophosporales; Entrophosporaceae. The record is from the annotation of a GenBank genome assembly.